GACGUACAAAUAUGAUACAACACAAUACUAUGCAUGUUAAUUUAACAAACAAAUAAGUACUGCAUACUUUCAACACAUGAUAACAGCAGCAGAGGUGUUGGCAUAGCAGGGAUUGGAUUGAUUUUUAUUUCGGUUAAGUUAAAAAUUAAAAGAUUGUAAUAACAUUUUGGCAUAAAGUUGUCUUAACAAGAACCACGCCUGACAAAAAUGCAUGCCAAAGCGCCAAUGUGCUUGAAUUUCUUUAAUUUUUAUCCUGUUUCUACAUAAUUUCCCAUAAGCAUAGAACAUGUUAUACAUACAAAUCGUACGUUUUUUGUUUUUCGAAUUGCUACAUUUUUGGCGGCAAAAUGACGUCACAAACUUGCCGCUAAAAAAAUAACAGUUAGCUAUUGUUAAUUUGAUGCACUUAUUCGGUAGACGACAUUGAGAGAGUCUUAAAACUGAAGUCUGUUUCUAAAUACAACCAUUCCUUGCGAAGAUAUCAUGACUCAAAUUUCUAAAAAUCGGCCAUUUUCUUCUAUUUUUAGUAACAAAAUGGCCGAUUUUUCGACAUUUGUACCGCUAUAUCUUCGCGAGAAAAAAUUUCGAAAGACACUUUGCCGCAAGACAUAACAGUGUAUAUGCGUUUCAGAAAUAUAUCAGCCUAUCACCAAUUGAUAUACAAAUUAUCAUUUUGACUAAAACUAUUGCCGGAAAUAGCUGGGUGCAUAAUUUCCUGGCUUAAAGUUCUUAACAUUUUCUGAGGACAUACUAUCCCUCUCCCUUUCCAAGAUGGGUUGACAGCUUUCUCACCAACUUACGUCAUACUGUGCAAUUGUUCUGCGCCCCCCUCCCCUCCAGACUGACGCAUUUUUGAGAAAGACCCUGAUAAAGCGACAAAGAACCCGGCCCCCAAAAUGAGAAACGUUGAACUGGCAAUAUGAUAUCGUAUAUAAUGUUCCAUAAGGUGACUUAUUUUUCAGCCUUGUUUUCUUUUGCUACAGGCUGUAAUUGUUACCACAACGGUGAACAUAUUGCGGCAAAUCACUUUUGAAUCGCUGGUUGAGGACAAAAAUGUUAAACAUGAACAGCGAAAGAGUCUUCAAGCCAUCGACAACUUCAUUAUCUCACCGUCCACCAAGAUCAUUCUGCAAACCAAAAGACGAUUCUGGGAGGACAAAAAGUACAAUAUUCAAGGUGGCUUUUCCAAGACCAACCUCCCUAUCGGCCAAAUUCAUUACGUCAAGCCGGACCCGGAAUAUGUCGAGUCCACGAAGCAAGGAAUAAUUAUGGUUUUCACUUUGAAGAAUGACGCACUGAUGUUUGGUUUCUUGAAGAAAAAGCAAGUCGAACUGGAGGCAAUUGAACAAAUCGCAGAAUUCCACCCCGAAAUCAAGGAGGAACAUAUGAUUGAAAAACAUUUUGUUCGUGCUUGGUCCAACCAACCCUCUUAUCAAGGUGCCUAUGCCUUUUUGAAGGCCCGUCAGUUUAACACUGUCAGGUAGGAAUCAGAGCACAAUUUUAUGUUGCAAAAAUGCCGCGGUAUACUUCGAUAUCUUGUAAAACAAGACGAAUUCCUAAUGCUUGCCGGAUGUGUGAAAUGAAGUUGUUAAUCAAUUUAUUUCUAUAUUUCCAAUCUUAAAUGAUGGGAUGAAUUCCAAGCCGCACUCAACUUUUAUGCGAACUCAGUCGCUUUUUUUGUAGAGGUGCAAAGAUGAAACCGAUUGAAUUCGCCCAAAACAUUUACUGAAUACUAAAUUUUGCUUCCUCGCAGCUUACUAUUUCAAUCAAUUUUACUGUCCCGAUAUAUUAAAAGUCUCCAAAUGUGCUUCGAUAGCUCCGUUUCAUUCGCGUAUCUCCGAAGCUCGGACGAUUUCUUAUGGUUUAUGUACCUGUCUUUAAAUUCGCCAAAUGCUACUCGAAUGUACCGCUUAUAGUAUCACCGUUGUCGUGACUAUUUACUUCGGCUUGAUGAACGAUAGCCUUCAUGGGUCAAACAUUUUUCUGAUGGGGGCAUUCGUCUUUCUUGCGACAGUUACACCUGGUUUCUUUGGUUGCAGUCGGCUGUGUCGAUCUAAUUCUAGUGUUGUGGUUAGAAAUCGUGGUAUUAAUUCACAUUCUUCAUGCGGCUGUAACUAAUCUUGAUUGAAUUGCAGUUAAAGAUCUUAUAGACGGCUUGAUUUAGAAAAAUGUUUGUCGAUAAUUGGAGGAAAGUUUUGCCAAUGUUUGUUACUAAGUUUUUGCUGUAAGAUGGGUCAAACCAUAUUACUUUCCUGCAAAACGUUCAAUUUAUCACCCCGACCAGAGUGAAUGCAUUAUGUCGUAGCACAAUACAAUGAAUCACCAUCAAGUAAAUUUGGCGACUCCAACAAUGAGAGUUGUACCAGCUAACAGAAUCGCAAAUGAAACGUUUAUGAUUUAGCCCACCUUACAGCAAAAAUAUAGUAACAAAUAUUGGCAAAACUCUCCUCUAACUUAUUGACAAACAUUUUCCUCAAUUAAGCCGUCUACAUAAGAUCUUUAACCGCAAUUCAAUCAAGAUUAGCCUAAAUGCAGCUGCAUGAAGAAUGUCAUGGACCACAACGCGAAAAUUAAAUCGACCCAACCCAUCGCAACCAAAGAAACCAACUGUAACUGUUGCAACAAAGACGAAUGCCCACUCCAGAAAUAAUAAUCCAGGCUAUCGUUUAUAUCAAGGCAAAGUAAAUAGUCACGACAACGGUGACACUGAGUGGUACAUUGGAGUAACAGCUGGUAAAUUUAAAUUAAAGACAGGUAUACAGAAACCAUAAGAAAUUGUUCGAACUUCAGUGAUACGCGAAUGAAACGGAGCUAUCGAAGCAUAUUUGGAGAUUAAAGAGAAGCGGAAGACCUUAUAACAUCACUUGGUCCAUUCUUGGACGCAAGGCUGUCUCGUACGCAAGUGGAAGACGAAGAUGCAACAUAUGCUUAUACAAGAGAAGCUGCAAAUACUAAAAAUGUCGCGUCGACAUCUGCUGCACAAAAGAUCAGAAAUCUUGUCGAAGUGCGUGCACCAAAAGCCAUUUUUAGGGAAAUGUUGUCUGCGCGUGGGAAGGCAACACCAACAAUUUUCGCGCGCGCGUACGUUCAUGCCAUCAAACAAGGAAAAACCAACGGUAUUUGAGAAAAAUGUCGGAAAGGAGAAAAUGUUCUCGAGUAAGAUUAUAGAAAUAAUAGAUAUAGAAUGCGUACUCCUAUCUUUUCUCAGUAAAAAAAUUAUCUCCACAAAAUGGCGGAUUAAUUAUUUAUAAGGGCAUUUUGGUUGGUCCCAUGCAGACCCCUGAGCCAAGGAAUUUCGCGCGGUUGCAAGGAGUGCGAAUUGCUUUUUCAACUGCAAAGUUUGCAAAAAAAAUUUUAUCGAGACUUAAGAUGAGGAAAAAAGGCUUUGUAAAGGGGAAAAAGUGUCUAAAAACCCAUUCCAGUCGGCUUUUUCACGAUAAGCAAUAGUUCUGUACAGAAUAUAUACAGAAAUCGUCGUUUAAUUAAAAAUAAAUUUUCAACGUUGUUGUGCAAUUCAAAACAAAACACGAAAGAUCAAGACAAACUCAAACUCGAUCAAUAGGUAGGCCCUAUGUUCUACAAAUAUUUCAACUCUUUCAUAAUAUAAAUGGAGUUCAAUAAUCUUUUUAAAUUUACACAAUUACUUUUCAUAUUUUUCUACGUUGCUUGAGCUUGAGGCAACAACGCUUUUGAAACCAUAGUUUUCGACGAUUAUUUGGGAAAUUUACAGUGUAUCGACAACUAAACAUUUUUGUUUCAAGAACAUGAAAACACUUCGUUUACAUUGAAGAAAAACGAAACCCGAGGAAGAAAGAAUUAUUAUUUUGUAAUCUUAUAAGAUAUUAGCAAAGUAGUGACAAUAUAGUGACGUUCAGAGCAUGCAAAAAUGUUUUAUGAGUAAAUUAUAUUUACGCGAAACUACUUUGUUAUAAGCUGCACGAUUUUCACCCUUUUUGUAACUGCACAUUUGCUUUGUGCCUUCAAAGAACCUAAUAUUUCAAAAUCUAUGCCUAAACUAUAAAUUAGACAACAAGGCAAGACGUUUUGCUGUGUUCAUACUUUGCACUCCUAGUCAAAUUCAGUAUGGCGGAUUUAUAAUUGGGCACGCAUGAAAAAAAGUGGAGACAUGAUCCGUGAUCAAGUACGCAUUCUAUAUCUAUUAUUUCUAUGAGUGAGAUAUAUCAUAAUUUCCAGAUAGCGCGCAAGUAAAAAACUCUGCCGGCCGCUGCUGGGUUUCGAACCCGUGACCUUCGAAUUACUAUAUAGAUCGAUGCUCAACCAACUGAGCUACAUAGUCAGGACGGAUUGAAGACUGACUUAUUGACUCAAUUUGUUCAAUCCGGACAAUCUUCGCGUUAUUUUUAAUUUCAAUUCGGACCACUCGCUCGGUCAAUAACAUAUAAUAUAUGUAUCUUUUAUUUAUCUAUAUUAAUUUUUAUUUUUUCGUAAUUUAGAACUUUGCGGGAACCCAUGGGUAACGUACAUUUCGCUGGAGACGCCUUAUCAAUUGCCGCUGGUUGGAUUCAAGGCGCCUUGGAGAGUGGGCUGAAAGCCGCCUAUCAAGUCUAUGCCCGUGGCAAGAAGAGAACAACCGGAGAAGAGAAAUAA
Molecule: messenger RNA, 4608 nt
Organism: Paramuricea clavata
Lineage: Eukaryota; Metazoa; Cnidaria; Anthozoa; Malacalcyonacea; Plexauridae
Source: the annotation of a GenBank genome assembly